AUAUAUAUACAAACGCGUACAGUUACGAUACGUUCAGACAUGAUAUAUCAAAUAUAAUAUAUUAUAUCCAAAUAUAUCAUAUUAUAUAAGUAAACGAUUCAGCGUAUACACACGUGGCGUUAUUAUUACGAAUCCAUAAAUAUGAGCGUGUCCACGUAUAUAUACAUAUACAUACGUACAUAUAUACAAGCAUAAAUACACGCUUACAUAUAUACAUACACACAAUACGUGCAUAAUCACACGUAGACACGUUAAAAAACUGACAAUUAAUUUAACUAUAAACAACCACAGAUAUCGUAUAAUAUUCACAACUAUUAAUUAACUGCAUGCAAGCACGACAAUGACGUCGUUAAUUUAGACGCCCCUUUGCCAUGACAGUACGAGUUCUUUAACUUGUAAGCUUAGUUAUAUAAAUGAAGGUAAUUAAAGUUGAAAAUCAGACAAUACUUAUUAUUACGAUAUUAUAAAUCCAUAGGGAGGAAGAGAGAGAGAGAGAGAGAGAGAGAGAUAAAAAAGAAAAGGACAAAUAUCUAAUAAGAUCGAUCAUUCAUAAAAAAAAAAAGAAACGAAUGAUCGAUAGAUCUUUCCAUAAAAACAAAAGAGAAGUGCUUUUCAUGGUUUUUCGGAAAGUUCACGAGCUUCUAGUCAGUAGCAUAUCUUUUACUGGCUUUCUCUGUACGUCUACAUCUUACCUUUUACACGUCUCUUUAAAUCAGGUUAAUAUAUAUAUAUAUAUAUAUAUAUAUAUAUAUAUAUAUAUAUUUAAUUAACAUAUCGAAUUGAUGUCAGAUAAGUACAAGAAUACAUUUCGUGUCCGAAUGUACGAGACGAUUUAAUUGAUCAAACUAAACGAAGUUUUUAUUUACUUAAUAAGAAAUCUUUCGUCAAAAAACAAAAAAAAAUAUAUAAGAGAGAUUGGUAUAUAUAUAUAUAUAUAUAUAUAUAUAUAUAUAUAUGCAUAGCGAACGCGUUGUUUUCAUUCAUUUUAGAUGAGGAUUGGGGGGAAAAAAUGAUUCGAUAGUAAAAAAGAAAAAAAAAAACGAUAGAAAAAGAAAAUACUAAAGAACGAUCUGAGGUAAAUAUUUUUAUUGUAGUGUAUAUUUCUCAUUAUAUGUAACGCUAUAACAUCUUGCUUAUAUGAGAUUUCGUUUUAUUAAAUCUUUCAUUUGCACCAACGAUGUUAUCAUUAUGUAUACUUUGGAUACGAAUAAAACCUAGUCCAUUAUUGACGUUAAUCAUUUAAGCCAAAGAUUCAAGAUAGUAUACAGAAUGAAAUUCACAUUUAAACGCAUUAUAGUAAAAAAAAAAGGAAAAAAACCCUUAAGAAUAGAUUAUUUUAUUAAAAAAAAAAAAAAAAAAAAAUGAUCUUUACGUUGCAUUAUAUUAUGGUUCUUCUUGAUCACAGUUUUGAUUUUUAGACGGAUAUGAAUCCUAUAAAAAUUAACAAUUGAUUUAAUAUUUGUCGAAAAAAAAAAUAGAUUAUGUCUACUCAAUCCUACUUUGUAAAUACUUACGAAAACUUACUCUACGAUUAUUCUUUCCCUUUCUGAAUAUGAAAUAUCCUUUUGCGUAUAUGUAACUGUCAAGGUCAAGUGAUGUCACAACUGCAAUAGAUAAAUAAUGUUAACUUAUUAAAUGACAUCGAUUUUUAUAAAAAUUCCUGUAAACAUUCGAAUUACCUGAUGUAUUCUUCAUUAAUCGUUGUUUCUAAAACCAUAUAUAUGUACCAACUAGAUACUAUCUGCGUUAUAAGAACAAGCAGUUGAAUUCUCUGAAUUCUCCUAAAUCGCGAUUCUCGUAACACAAGAAAAAAAAACAGAAAAAAAAAAUAAAAGAAAGAAAGAAAAAAGAAAAAAGAAUCGAAUCUAAAAUAUUACUAUCAACAAUUUUAACAGUCUAUCCUAUUACAUUCUUGCUCGAUGCUUGGUCGUUGAUGAUCCACACAUAAAGAAGGUCUCAAUAUAAUCCUAUAAGCUUCCAAUUCAUUACUACUAAUUAUUUCACUCUCAUUAUAGGAGGAACGUACGCAAUGAAGUUGACGUGUUUGAAUACCAAAAUGUCCACAGGUAACAGAACAUGUUUCCCAUGGUCCUGGUAACCACUUGUAAUCGCAACUAGAAAAUUAUUCGCUUUAAAUAAUUUCAUCAUUUAUAAAUUAAUUAAUAAUUAUCUAUGUAUCUAUAAAUGUUUAUAUGUUAUAGACAGAUUGAUUAAUAUAUUGACGAUUAUGAAUAAUGAAUUAUGAGGAACAAAAACAUUGACAAUAAUAAAUUUUAGCGUUGGCUUUUUUUAAAUGAUUUUAUAAUCUGCUCAUCAUUCAUAAUGCCUUUAUUUAUCAUUAAAUCUAUAUAUAUAUAUAUAUAUACCUUUAUAUUUACCUUUGUAUGUUACAGGUUUCCAUUUUUAAGAAAGGCUUGGAAAGAAAUGCACAUUUCCUUCUGGAAACGAUUCUUCCAGUUUUAUCAUCCUUACAAGCAAUCAUUUUCCUGCGUAUUCCUCCUCCACAGCUGACAGAACAAAAAUUCCAUCCACCCACUGACCAUAGAUAUCGUUUGUCUGUAUUUCUUUCAUUACGAUUUAUGGAAUACCGUGAAGAUACAGCGAUCGAUGUACCUGAUUUAACGACGUCUUUCGGUACUGCGAACUGUAUAAAAUGAUGAAAAUUAGAAAGAAAAGAAAAAAAAAAAAAAAAGAAAAGAAAAGAAAGAAAAAGAAAAAACAAUAAGAACAUCUGUUCCAAUACUUUCGUAAAGUAUAAUACUGAUCGUAAAUUUCAUUUAAAAAAGAAAAUGAGAAAGGAUAUUCAAUUAUUUUUUUUAUACCGAUACGAUGACAUCAUCCAGAGCUAUCCCUCUCGUCUUUAUGGCAUAUUUGUUAUUACUAAUUAUUUGAAUUCGAAAAGCAAUACCCUCGACUGCCAAUAACUCAUGACCUUUUGUAUUAAAAUCUUUUACUUUGUGCCGCCUUCUUUUUCCAUCCAUUAUAACAAAAGUUGUACUGAUUUUAUCGGUAAACGAUGUUUUCAUUAUAGUAACAUUCACUGCCAUGUUAAUACCAUUGCGUGGUAAUACAGCUACACGCGUCAUUGCUGCAAGUAGAUAUUUGUUCUUAUUUAUAUAUGUAUACAUAUAUAUAUAUAUAUAUACAUAUUCUUUUCUUUAUUUUUAACUUUAAAAGCCAACGAAAUUAAUGUCAACGAUAAUUUAUUAUUAUUUAAAACGUGUUAAAUUAAAUAUUAAUUUGUUCAUCAUAGCACGAUAUUUUCGAUAAUAUUUAUGGAUUAUUUUAAAUAAUAGAGCUAUUAUUCGAUUCAAUGUAAAUAUUUAUUUUCAGGAAACAAUUUCGUACGUUCAAACAAAUAAUUGAAUCGAAUUACUAAUUGAUUAUCUUUAGGAUAGGAAGAUAUUGAGUUUGGGAAUUUCGUGUGGACGAUAUAUCUCAUAAGAUCUAACUCUUAGCGAAUAGUAAAUUAAUUAUUCAUGUUUCUCGGUCACUUGGAGUGAAACUUGUAGUAUUCUCUCCCUCCCUCUCUCUCUCUCUCUCUCUCUCUCUCUCUCUCUCUCACUCAUUCUCUUGGUGAAAAUUCAAUUUUAACCGGAGUUACCAUAACUAACCUCGGCGAAGUUUACGUUGAAACUUGUUGACAACAUGGUCGCAAUCAGUAUCAUUGCCAUUGCAAGUACCACAACUAUCCAAUAUCUUUUCUGAAUUGAAAACAUUAUCGCAACCCAUUCGCCUACAUUCACCCUAAAAAAGAAAAGGAAUAAUAAUUCGUUAUUUCGAAAUUCACACAGUUUGUCCUUCCUCGAUCUCUGAUAGAUAAUGAAAGUUUCCCUUCGUUACCUGAAUACAAAUAUCCGUAGAACCGUAGGAACAAGGAGUGCCAUUCAUUAGGUUCUUCCCGCUAUAAAAAAUUUCUCCGGUCUCUUUGCUACGGCAAAUCAAUCGGCAUUUUAACUCAUGUUCCUCGGGCUCGUAAGCCAACCAGGUCAUAUUUACUUUAGAUGAUAUUUCUUUAUAAUCUAAAAUACCGAUCAGUCUUGAACAUUGCUGAGCACGAAGGUCAACGUUCGUCGUGCAUUUAGCUGACUCGCAAAUUUUGCAAUCGUCGCUCGGACCCAUACAAUAUUUCCCACCGUAUGCUGGUCUACGAUAACGUGAUCAUUUAUUUAUUUUUUCUUUUUUAAUUCAAAAAAAGAAAAAAAAAAAAAAAAAGAAAAACAUAUGCACGAUAAAUCCGUUUACCGUGGAUUGUUGCAAGAACGUAAUCUACAUUGGAUACCAAUGCCACAUGUUCUGGUACAUUUGUUCCAAGAGCUCCAAGCACUCCAUCCUCCAUUUCUUGGAUUAUAAAAUAGUGGCUCUAAGUUCGAUCUUUCCCGGUCCAUGGAUUCGCAGCGGCCGUUUAUACACCACUGUAAAAAUUAAUUAUCCUAAUUGUAAUAUAUAGAUGAGCAAGUGGGUUAUAAUUAAACUUUGUUAUACGUUUAUCUUACUUUAUUUUUUCCACAAAGAGUACCUUCCAUCGGUGGUCCCUUUUUAGUUUUGCAUGCUUGAGAAAUAUUAGAAUUGCCACACCAUAAACGUGAACAUGGUUCACGAAUUUCAAAACUUUUACAUAGGUGAUAACUAACGAAUGAACGCAAGAUUAAAAAGUUGAUCGAUAUAUUUUCAUAGUUGUUUCUUUCUUUUUUUUUGUUUGUUUUCUUUUAUAUUAAUGUUAACUUACCCUUGGCCAAAUUCCACUCGACAUUGUUCAUCCAUUGUAAACAUUUCUUGUAUGUUUAUAUCCAAUCGUGUAGUGUUAUUGUCGUUCGGUCGAUUCAAUAAACAGGACCACUGUCUAGAAUAGUCGAGUCGAUUCAUUAGUUUGUGAGAUGUUACAGAGUGAGAUACUGUGUAUAUUACGCUGAACAAUAAGAGAUAAGUAAUUUACAACGUUACUUGACUUUUCGAUGGAAUUCUUUCUUGGAACAUGUAGACCAAUAAAAAUGAUGGAAGGUCGCAGCUACCAUAGGAGCCAUCACGCUACCAAGAGACGCUUCUUCGACGCAAAAAUUUCCAGCGGUUUUAUCACCAUCAUGAGUCAAGCCCAAGCUAUUUAUAUAAUCGUCCUUAUCAACUAAAGAAAGAAAGAGAAAAAAGAGAUAAAGACAUGAGAAGACAGUCGUUUGUUUCGGGUUUAAGUAGCGGAAGUACCGGGGAGCCGCUAAUCGUCGUUGAAGAAAGUACACUCAGUGAGGAGGAUGCUGAAUGUCGAAGGAACGAAUCUCCGCCACGUUGUCUGGAUCCUGAUUCCCCCUCCUUGAAUCCGUACCUUCUCUCACCAUGGAGGGAGACCAGGAAACAUUCUCUACCAACUCCACAAUGUACAUCCGGGAUAACAGCAUCCCAAGUACGACGUCUGAGCGAGAGGGGUGGCGAAGGAUCGGGUCCAUCGCCAAGGGAGGCUGCUUUCCUUGCUACGUUAUCGCAGGCACCACAACCUCAACCAGGUGGAAGAAGACAUUCCGUAGUGACGAUCUCAAGGGUACCACCAACUCUAUUUGGUCGUAAUCGUCGAGAAUCUAUUGCGGCAUUUCCACUAGCUAGUGCUUCAAGGAUAUUACCAGGUCGUCGGGAUUCAACUGGGCCACCGAGCAACACUGGAAGUUCUCAUAAUCUUCAAUUGGAUAUAAUGGACGAUAUAGCCAAGAUCAAACCAAGAAAGGUACGCCUGAAAAUGUUCAAAACGCCAUCACGAGAAUGCGUUUGCGAGAUUCAACCUUUAGAGGGUAACAGUUCGAGCCAGCACUACACGCAAUAUCAAAAGCGACGAUUUUCCGAGUUUCCAAUACCCACAGUAUCAUUGACCUCGAAUUCAUCGAUAAGAAGACGAGCCUCUGAAGUACCUAGGCCACCUACGGCAACGGCACCAGCAUCUGGCACGUCUGCGGCUGGUAUCGUUUGCUCGAAUACAGAUUUAAUAUCGAUUUUAAGCUCGCUGACAUCUUCGGCAACUGAGAUAAACAGAUGCGGCGAGGACGGUCCAUCUUCGUUUACUCGAGAAGACGGCAAGUCCAAUUGGUCGAGCAAAACGACCGAACAGAAGCGUAACAAAUUGAAAAGCUUUCGUUCAAAUAGUUUCGAUGUAUCGAUUUUACACGGUACGGCAAACAGCAAACAGGCUAGUCCAGGUACGAAAUCAGCAACUUCCUCGAUCAUGGCACCAUCCAAUUGGUUCACUAAACGACAUCAACCAAUGUCGAAGAAACAAAAGAGUGAGGAAUUGGCAACUUCGAAUUUAUCUUUUAAAUUCGAUAAAUCGAAGGUCAUACGUGCGAAAAAUGAUAGUUUGAAUAAGUCACCGCCGUCGAAGGACAACGAGACAAGGCACAAGGUUGUUUGGGAUGAUACUAGCGGUACGAAGGUCGACGCACAAGUCCUUGGCAGUGCAAUCGAGAAAAUUUUAACUGCCCAAAGAGGGAACGACACAGAAUCCGGUACUUCGUCAAAUGGAAAACCAUCGGUUUCGCCUAACAAAUCAAGACCCGGGAAAAUGACAGCUUGGUUUUCUUCAGGUGGAAACAAGGAACAAGAACAGACUGAAUCUUGCGAACCAUCAAUCUGUUCAUCUCUUAAAGAUCUCUUCGUAAAGUAGUUUGCACGUAAUACGGUCUAUUCGUUCCUUUUAUCGUAAUUCGCGUUAUACCUUCUCUUCCCUUAAUCGAAAUAAUCGAUUCCCUUUUUAGCUCUCGUUGUACAUUCGAUCGGACAAUAGAAUUUGGUGAUGAACGUGUGUUAGAUCGAGAUCAUAUAGUUUUUUGAGAAACGGAAAACUAUUACUGCGUUUUUUAAUCCAUUUUAUAUAUUAUAUAUAUAUAUAUAUAAUAUAUAUAUAUAUAUAAAUAUAUAAAAAUAUAUGUAUAUAUAUAUACUCUUGUUAGAAUAAAAUUAGUCUAGGAAAAAAGGGGCUUACAUUUUCAAGUUUAGGAAAAUGUAUAUCUAGUCGUAUCGGAUAAUAAUUGACAAUCUGUGGACUCCUUGUAAAUUUUUCUGAUUAGUCUCGAUUGAGUAUUUACGAAAUCUUAUAUAUCUAUUAUAUCAAAAUAGAAAUAUUAUUUGAUCUGAUCCUCUCCGAUCUUAUAUACCUAUACCAAAGACAGAUUAUAUAUUUAUUAAUGUGUAAAAAUAACAUCUAAAAAGUGCAUGUGAUCGUUCCACCUACCGAUGUUUACAUGUAAGACUUUAAUGUGCAGGAAUCACAUAUUAGACGGCUUCUUUUACGAAACGUUCGAAAAGAAGAUGAGAAAAUUGCACCUUGUAAUGACGAAUUCUCAUCGACAUUUUUAUUCAGACAAUUUUAUUCGCUUUUAUUUAAAAUAAAAUUAAAUAAGUAAAUAAAAAGGAAGCUGAAAUAUCAAUGUUCUGUUGAUAAAAAAGGAAAAAAAAAAAAGAGCAAAAGACUUAACAAACGUACAACUUCGUUUUAAUCUUAUCACAACUAUGACGUUAAAAGAUUAUUAAUUUAGAUUAUAUUUUAAAAAGUCGAUUAAUUAAUAUGUAUUAAAUCAAAAUCGAGGUAGACAAAGACAACAAAAUAUAAGCCGAUACACGUAGUUUGGUUUAAUCAUAAUAAAUCGUUUAAGUCGUUAAAGUGAAUUAUAAUGAAGGUAUUCAGUACUAUUAAGUACUAUUUUGCGUUGAAUGAGGGCAAAUGGUGCAUUAAUAAUCAUACUAAUCUAACCAGAGACACCUAACCAAGUCUCAAUCGGAGCAUGAGCUCAUUAAAGUGUAUAACGAUGAUGACUGUGUUGAAUAAUAUAUAUAUAUAUAUAUAUAUACAUACAUAAUAUGCGUUCACCUUUGCUGGCCGAAGGUUUAUGAAAUGAUUGUAAUAUAUUAUAUACCUAUUUAUAAAAAAUAAGCAAAAAAAAAGAUCAUGAUAUAUAUAUAUAUAU
Molecule: messenger RNA, 7940 nt
Organism: Vespa velutina
Lineage: Eukaryota; Metazoa; Arthropoda; Insecta; Hymenoptera; Vespidae
Exons: 5
Coding region: 5156-6640 (494 amino acids)
Source: RefSeq, a predicted model, not a curated record